Molecule: messenger RNA, 1512 nt
Organism: Sitophilus oryzae (rice weevil)
Lineage: Eukaryota; Metazoa; Arthropoda; Insecta; Coleoptera; Curculionidae
Product: testicular acid phosphatase homolog
Exons: 8
Coding region: 257-1480 (407 amino acids)
Biological process (GO): dephosphorylation
Molecular function (GO): phosphatase activity
Source: RefSeq, a predicted model, not a curated record
UUAUUUUCAUAAAAUAUUCAUAUUGGUUGCACGAAAUCAUAGUAACAUUCAGUUAAUUGCUACUUUGGGCGGUAUUUGGUUACAUUUUAAUUACAUGUCUAUAUUUACACUAAUUACAACGGUUGUAAAACGGAUUAUUUAUUAUUAAGAUAACACAAUAUAAUGAACAAAAAAAUUGGAGGAAUGAAAUUUUGCAAUUUCUAGUGUCUUUUCAGAAUGGUCCAUAAUGGAUAAAAUAGAAAUGUUAUUGUGAGUUAUGUUUUUAUACAUAAAAAGAAGACCUUUAAAUAUGGAUAGAAACAAUGCGAAACGAAGAGUAUGUAGAUGCCCUCUAACCGUCAUGAUCGGCGGAACUGUGAUAAUACUAGUUUUAAUUGGUGUAGUAGUUGGAAUUAGUCAAGACAAUGGAGAACAAGAGAAAGAGUUAAAAAUGGUACAUAUUAUAAUGCGACAUGGAAUAAGAACUCCUGCAGAUACUUAUCCUAAUGAUCCUUACAUAAACGAUACCUUAUACCCUAUAGGUUGGGGUCAGCUAACUAACGAAGGCAAACAACAGUUAUACGAAAUAGGUAAAUUUUUCCGACAACGCUAUAACAGUUUCCUCGGUGAUCACUAUUGGCCAGAUGAAUUUUAUACACAAUCAACGGAUGUCGACCGUACUAAGGCCAGCAUGCAACUGGUUAAUGCCGGCCUUUGGCCUCCAAAAUCUGUACAAACUUGGGGUCCCUUAGACUGGCAACCUAUCCCUGUGCAUUCAGAACCUCUGAGUCAAGACAUGUUACUUUUAGUUCGAAAACCAUGUGCUGCGUACCAUAUCGAAAGAGACAGAGUUGUCGCAUCGCAAGAAAUACAAGAUAAAUUAAAAUCUUCUCAGCAGUUAUUUGACGAUUUGACCAACUACACUGGAAGAAGUGUUAAAGAUUUUGAUGACGUACAAGAUUUAUUCAGCACAUUAAAAGCCGAAGAAGGUAUUAAUUUGACUCUGCCCGAAUGGACAAAUAAGUAUUAUCCUGAUCAAAUGCUUGAGCCAACUGUUUUCAGCUAUAUAUUAAAUUCAUGGAAUGAUAAACUUAAUCGGUUAAAAGGAGGCGUUUUAUUGAAAAAAAUCAUACAAGACUGGCAAUCAAAAGUAAACGAUACAAUUUCACCCAAAUCCAGAAAAGCUUUCUUAUAUGGAGGACACGAUUCUACAAUAGUAAAUCUAAUGAGAACUUUAAAAGUUUGGGACCCUCAGUUACCUGAUUAUGCCAUUACCAUAUUAUUGGAGUUUUCUCAAGAUUCUCAUGGAUUAUAUGGUGUGGAGGUAUUUUUACGCAAUUCUACAGUGGUACCACCCUUUAAGUUGACAAUUCCUGGAUGUGAUAGUUUCUGUUCGUUGGAUAAACUUGAGGAACUAACUAAAGAAGUAAUUCCAGAUAACUGGGAAGAGGAAUGCAAUAUUGAUGAUAGUUAUGUCGUGCCCGAACCUGGAGGUCCUUGAACGGUAUUAAUAAAUUAUUUUUGUAUUUUGAU